UUUACAAAAGUGGCAAGGGCGGCUAGUGCAAGUUCGGUGUAUGGAGGCACUAAUCAUGCCUUGUGGAAUGCAGCCAAUGCAGUGGAUGGAAUAAUAGAAUGUGGCAAAGAUAGCAGUGCGAUACUGGCUCACACCGACUAUCAGAAAAAUCCCUGGCUGAAAGUCAGUCUAGAGAAAACCAAUAAUGUGGAUAGAGUUUUGAUUUACAAUAGGCAAGACUGCUGUGGAGAACGACUACAUAAUGUACGAGUAAGUGUCACGGACAAUGGACGUAAUAUAUCGUGUGGUUUCUACCCCGGACCAGCCGCCAAUGGAGACCGUAUCCUGUUUCUGUGUGAAAAGGAAACCAGAGGGAAUGAAGUUACCAUUUCUAUAUUAUCAAAAGACGGACAAUUGGAUUUCCUUAAUGUUUGUGAAGUAGAGAUUUAUAGCCGGACUUAAAAAUAUAUACCGAUAUAUUAUUCACUAGCCACACUUUGAUGAAAUAUAUUUCUUUGUUUACAUGUAUAAUACCUGUUUAAAUUGAAGCAGCGGAUUACACAUAGGAAUUAACAUUAUUUA
Molecule: messenger RNA, 561 nt
Organism: Saccostrea cuccullata (small rock oyster)
Lineage: Eukaryota; Metazoa; Mollusca; Bivalvia; Ostreida; Ostreidae
Product: fucolectin-4-like
Exons: 2
Source: RefSeq, a predicted model, not a curated record